UCCCUGACUGUGGAGUUUGCUAGAUUUCUGUAUGAGGAACAUCUGGGCUAAGGUGAGAGUAAACAAAGAAGCUGGACAUAGUUAAACAUUUACGAACAUUCGGCGAAGGGGAUAGAGUUAGUGAACAGCGUAAAAUCAGUACAGAUGUGUUUGAGAGGCGUACGAGACUGACCAAGGUUUGAUAAACUGCUUCAACACUCUCAGUCGUGAUGGAGUUGAGGAAGCUCCUCUGGUGCUUCGCUCUCCUUUUCAUUGGUGCCAGUAUUGCUGACAUUCAGACCUUACAUGACAUUAAGGAUCUGAAAGGCAUUGAAUUUGGACAUGAGUAUCCUCGCCAUGGUCUUCUGCUGCUGCACUGGUUGGCCAGACAUGUCACCAUCAAUCAAGCAGAAGACUACCUGCUUCAUUUCGACCCUGUGCGGCAGGACUACGGCUUCCAGCACUAUGAAAAUCCCCAAUGUACCGAGGAAUUUGGUCUUCCACACUGGAACGACACACUGGACAGGGAGUACUACUCUUUGGGCAGCCUCAGUUCGGAGGCAGUCCGAACCCAGCUGCCUCCAUACGUGACCCAAGACUACUACAAUUCCCUUGAUAACCCCAACAGAGACCUUGACCUGAUUAUUGUUCGAGUACAAAAGAGCAGUCCAACGAUAGCGGACAAAGUGUACAUUACGAGCAUACGAGGUUGCGAUGAUGACCAAAAUAAAACCCAUGAGAUCAGUUCUAAGCUCUUGAGGCAAGUUCAAGCUUUGCAAAAGCCUGUUAAUAUAUUACUAACUUUACUAUCAGACAGUUGGGACCCUAGUAUAACACGGUCAGAUGAUCCUAGACUCGCACUCACCAAAGGUGAAUUCAGGACUCACCUGCAAAACGUCGAAAAAUACCUCAAGGGCAUUUUUGAGCAACUAGAUGUGAGGUGGCUUCUGAGUCUGGCAGGAUACGACGUAGAGGCCAGAUAUGACGUCCAUAAGCAAACUUGGCUCUGCUCAACAGACGAGCCAGCCCAACACAAGGAAUCCAAUCUUGAGACGACUUGCGAAGCCAACAUCCCAGUGAAGAUAGAGGUGAAAUCAACACCGUAUGGCUACGCCAGGCUCACGUGGAGUGGGAUUCCCAACAACAUCAUAGAAAAGGAUCCAAUUAUUGUCCUUUUCGGAAGUGACACCUCCACCAGUCUUGAGACUUUCGAAUCUCUUCAAAGGCAAACAUCAGGAUCUGCAGACACUUUUGUGGUGCUGAAACAUGGACUUCAUCCACGUCUCGUUACGUACAAGUUCGGAAGUGGACGCGGUUUCAUUGGGCUUCAUUACACGGUCUAUUGGAGAGGGCCGCAGUUUGAUGCUGCUAACAGGGUCAUUCCUACUGAAAUUAGUGGCUACAAUGCAAGUCUUCAACUCUACACCAAAGAUGGCUACGCAUGCGCUCGCCUCUACAUCAAGAACUCCUUCACCAAUUGGAAAGAUGAGUUCUACAACUCAUGGGUGGGAUUCUACGCAAGCGAACAAGAUCCUGACCACACAUAUCAGCACUACCAGUGGGUCUCCAACUUUGAGAAGGUUGGUGAAGAAGACGAUGACACUAAAGAGUAUCUCGUCUAUCAGUAUCAGUCAUCUAUGAGUAUCGGUCCCUGGAGUCCAAGCUCGCUUUCUGUUUUCUGAAGAAACUGUCCGCACUUACAUUCUUCUCAGAUGGUACACUCCAACCAUGAAAGCCCGCACUGUUCCCUGGGAGAAAGUGAAAACCUAACCAUAUGGGGAACAAAUGAAGGAAAAUGCCUCAAGGAAACCCUAAUGCAUUGAAAUGUCGAUGUUUUUAAAUGUUCCAUUCAUUUAAUGAAGCAUUUUUUCAUAUAAGCCUUAAAUAUCAUCAAUGUUUUGAUUGUUUUAAUGCUUAGAAAAGUUUUAUGCCAAGCGAGUGAACUCAUGCUCAUAUAGUUAUGCACAUAUUGUACUAAUUUACUGCAUGCUUAAAAGGUUGGCUGUUUCAUGUAGACCUAAUUGUUGCCCAAAUAAACACUUAAAUCAUGAAUAAAUGAUAAACAAUCUUCUUUGCUUUUCAGUGCAGACUGUCUUUUGCUUCUGCUUGUUAUGGAAAAUCUGAUCUAAACUUAAUUUGGUAACACAAAUCCUACUAUAGAACAUUGACAUAACCAUGCUAUAAACAUGUAAUUACAGACAUCAUACGGAGCCAUGAGUUUUUCCAACAGAUUUGUCCAGUAAUAUCAUAGUGUUCCCUUUAUUGGCUAAAAUAUUUUAAAAAGAUGGUUCUUCAAGGGUUCUUUAGUAAAGAGAACUGUUUUAUAUCGAACCAUGAACAUUCAAAAAAACCUUUGUAUGAUUAAAGUAUGUAUCAAAUGUAGUGAUGUGUUGAGGUGAUAAACACAUUGUAUUAACUAGGCGGUGAUCAGAAACUACAAAAUGAUGUUACUCUCCUCUAGUGUGAUGUCAUUUGUGUCACUUUGGUGCCCUCUACGGUCUCAGCAGUAUUAUUUACAAACACCUGGGUUGGUUAUUACAUUACUGUGUUAUAAUAUGCUGGUGGAAUCAGGCAGUGGAGGCCUAACUGCAAAUGACUAUCCAGUAAUUCAAGAUGUGAGAGUUGUUGUAAAGAACUGAGCUGUAUGUUUAUACCUGACUUUAUUAAAACUUGUAGAUGGCUACAAAAUAUAAAAAGCCAUCUGAAGAAACAUAUUAAAGAAUUAUUGUGACCUCCAGAUGGUCGAUGAA
Colossoma macropomum (tambaqui) is the source of this 2729-nucleotide messenger RNA. RefSeq lists its product as uncharacterized. Lineage: Eukaryota; Metazoa; Chordata; Actinopteri; Characiformes; Serrasalmidae. The coding region runs from base 210 to 1661 and encodes 483 amino acids. The record is from RefSeq and is a predicted model, not a curated record. The transcript has 2 exons.